CAACUAUUCGCCAAUAGUUUGCGAAAGAAAAUUAGAACCUUGCAAGAUACCUGUAUUUAUGAACUAUUUUAAUUUUCAAAACAAGUAUGCUGUCUUUCUGUUCCACAUAAUGAUAAUACAAAAAAUCCUGUCAAACAAAAUUGAUUUGACACUUCACAUUAUUUUGAUUAUGUUAAAUCAAUGUAUGCUAAAUUAAAAUCAACUGCUUUAGCAAGCUUAUGUUGAUUUGACACAUUUGCUGAAACAAACUGUUUCCUUGGUAAGACCAGUACUAAGUGUCUUUAGGGUGAUCUAAAGAACGCUCCCACAUAAGGGAUCAAUACAGAGGCCUCCCAGUGACUUAGCAGACACCAGUGAUUUUUUACCUGCGAGUCCUGUGUCCUGGACUCACAAAAACCUCUGGAGAUGCAAAGUUUUGAAUUAUGCGAGUCACAAAAAAUGCAUUGAAAUUUCUAAAAAAAUAAUAUCUUUUAAUAUUUGGACUCAUUCUUCCAAUUCGGGGACUCAUAGAUUUGCAAGUUAUUGAGUCCCAGGACUCAUAUGAGAAAACUUGUAAAAAUAUCACUGAGACGCCAUAUCCACUAUACCGCAGCCAUUGAACCAGCUUUAAAUUUCUGCGGCUAGAAAACACACACAAUUAUAAGAUGCUAGAUCUUAAAGCUAGGAACAUGUUACUCGUUUGAAGAUUGACUUUUUUGGAUGCAUUACUUUAUUAUUGAAACAACUAUAAUAUUUUGAACACAAUAAUGUCCAUAUAUUUAUUUAAAAAAUACAUCGUUAUCAAAAAAGCUUUUGCCUGUAAAUAAGGUAGCACCUAUAAUCAUAUUAAUAUGCAACCAUGUUACAUAUUAAUGCAUAUAAAAGGUAAUUGUACAAAAAUGACUAUAAUUUGUUAAAACGCUUUACAUGUGGAAUAAGAAUUUAAACCAUAUUAUGCAUGAAAUGCACAAUUUCCAAGAUAUAACACCCAGUAACCAUCAUCAGUCUCUUAAGUAACUAGCUGUGAUUUCAUCCUUGAGGUGUACACUGUAGCCUUACAGUCACAAAGCCAACAAACUGUCACAAACCACACACGGCAAUUACGUCACUCGUUGUUUGCAUGACUACUCCAUGCAUUGAAUGCAUACAAGUGCUGUCGCUCAUGCACAGCCUGGGCUCUCAUUGACCAAUUGACUAUUUUCCAAUACAGUGACGCUCCGCCUUUUGGCAGGCUUUAAUUGGAUGAUGAGAUAGAUGUAAAUGAAAGAGGAUCAUAAAUCGGCUCUCAAAAUAUCCUGCAAAGUGGAUAACACUUUGAUCUUAAGAAUGGAUAGUUGCAGUUACUAAUCAGUAAAAGUUAAGCACUCCACACUCUGAUGUUGAAGUUCAAGUGCACCAAAGAGGGAACUUUAAAAAGCUUGUGAAAAGCACUGAAGAAAUUAGGCAAUCAUAUUUAACUGCAUGUGUAUAUAACAUAUAAGACUCUUUUUUUUUGCACAUCAUGUCUUUGGCACUAAUAACUAUAUUGCACAUGUUUUGUGCAUCUUUCAUGUUUAUAAAAGCAUCAUGGUAGUAAAUAUAUAUUUUUGCAAAAUUGAGUGACUUGCAUUACUUUUAACAAGCCAGUAGUCAAAAGAGUUAUAUGAAAAUGGUCUCUGGAAAACUUAAGAUUAAAUACAAUUUUUAUUUGAUUGAAAAGUUCAUAAUAUUUUGUAUGGCAAAUUUCUGAAAUGAUGUUGGAAAUAGUAAAUUAAUUUCGGUUUUAUAUAACAACAUGAAUUUGUAUUGAACUAUUUGAUCGUUUAUACUACUGUACAUGUGUGGACCUUUUGGUAGGGUACGUAAUACUUUUUCACGAAUUUGCUUUGUACAUUAAAUUGUUAAAAAUAGUAUUAUUAUGAUAUUGUUGUUCCUACUUUAGUGUUUAUACACCUAGUUGAAUGCAAAGAUAACUACACAAAAGUUAAGGUGCCUGUUUUCUUGAUGUACAACAUCCUUUAUGCACUCAGUCACUACUAGAUAUAGUAAGUAAUGGCACAGUCUGUGGAGUUUUUAACAGACAAUAUAAUCUCACCCUCGCUUGUUGUACGUCUGUAUUUCAGCAGGAGAUCUGAGCUAGUUCCAAGAUGGAUUUGACCACAAUAGUCGGAAUGCUUUGCUCCAUGUCCUCAUUCAGCUUCCAGCUGGUCGGGAUAAACGUAUGCCAUGGGAUUGUGAAGAAAGGAUCUACAGGGGACAUGUCACCAUUCACUUUUAUAUCCUAUUUUGUUGCGUGCGCAGUUUGGCUCAAGUACGGUCUAAUGGUGCAGAACACUGUUGUGAUAGCAACAAACUCGUUUGGUAGCAUCUUGAACUUCAUAUAUAUCAUUGUCUUCUACAGGUACAGCUCUAAAAAGCCUCAGUUCAAUCAAUUUCUGUUCCUUGGUGCUGUGAUGAUUGUCAGCCCUUUAGUGUACAUUAAACACUUCCAGACGGACGGACAGCUGGCCCUGAGUCACCUUGGGUCAUACUGUGUCUGCCUGACCAUCAUUGGAUAUGGGGCACCCUUGGUCUCUCUGUCGGACAUUGUACAUUCCAAAAGCACUGAGAGUCUUCAUUUUGUGUUGAUUCUUGCCAACUUUCUACUUGGCCUGCUCUGGACCUUGUAUGGAUUACUCAUUGCAGACAGAUAUGUUCAGGUCCCCAACUUCUUGGGAGCAAUGUUAGCCUUGAUACAGCUGUCACUGUUUGCCAUAUACCCACGGUCAUCUCAUAGCCGUAGUAAAGUGAUCCACAGCUGAUAUUUCCCUUGGCCCAUUAUCAAAAACAUUCUCAAUUUGUUAUGAUUAGAUUAGAAGAUGACUCAGCUGAGUAUCAGGAAUGUCUUUCAGCUCAAGAACAAAUCUCAGCUAUAAGAAUAUGCUCAUAUUCCUCCUCAAACUUCGGGUUGAGUUGGACUCAAAACUCAAAAGACUCUAAUGAACACCAAAGUGAGCAUGAUGGUCAAAGGCAUCUCAAAAAUUGAGAUAAAAACUCAAAGUUGAGUCAGAAGACAUGUAUUGACUUAAGUAUGUUAGUGAUUUUAGUGUGGAUAAUGGAGAUUAUAUAGUCAUUAUAAACUAUUUGUAUUCAUGUUUUACCUGUUAACAGAAAGAAUGGUCUUACUGGGUUAACAUGUGAGGAUAUGGAAGAAGAUAAUACUCUAUAGUUAUUAUAUAGAGAAUAUAAUGUGAGUGUCGGAUAGAGAUCAAGUUUAUCAUACGUGUAGUGCGUGGCUUGCCGAGUGCUACAUAGUUUCGAGCCGAGCGUGAUUAACUUGAUCUCUAUCCGACACUCACAUAAUAUUCUAUUUAUCCUAUUAUUUUGUGGUCGUUUAUCGUUCAAAAAAAGUAAAAAUACUUUAACAUUCAAAGAGACAGCGCUGGUUUUUCAAGUUGACUCCGAGGUGUUUGUUUAUUUCAACGACAUCAUUUGCAAUGACGUCACAUUGAAACAUAUAGUGUUCUUUAGAUAGAGAUCGGAAAACCAUGGUCUAAAAAUAGCGAUAGUAUAAAGCUAAAGUUUAUACGAUCGUUGUUAUACUAUCGAUUUUCAUCUGGUAAUAGGAUAAAAACUAUUCCUUACACACUAUUUACCUGUUAACAGAAGGAAAUAGUCUAGGUGGGCUUUCAAGUCUGGAAAAUGAAGAAGAUUAUACUCUAUGGUUGUGAUAAAUUAUUUCUUACCCACUAUUCACCUGUUAACAGAAUGAAAUGACCCAAUAGUGAUGCAGUGGUUAAACCCAGGUGGCGGAUUGAUCAACUUGCUUAUUUGACCAAAAUUGUUUAAACACAUGGUUACUUUUGUUCUUUUUUGAAUCACAAGUACAAAUAAACUAAAAAUCCCCUCAUUUGAAAAUCAUGCUCCUACUUUUAAACGUAAUGAAACCCCCUACAACCACCAAACGGCUUGACAAUUUCAUCUGAUAUAAGAAGGAGCUAUAUAGUCAAAACCUUCAGUGUAUGAAGCAUCUAUAAAUGUAGCCGUUUAAGCUAUCUUAAUGCUGACAAAAUAAUUGUAUAUGUUGUGUGUGUGUUUUUGUAUGAAAUGUUUUGUGCAAUAUUUACAUUUUUUCGGGUAUUGCAUUUGUUCAUGAUUGUUUUGCUGAUAUUGCAAGCAGGUUAUAAUUGUAAAGUAUUGAGUGAUGCAGGGCUUCUUUUCUUUUAACACUAGACUUCACGAGUUGUUCUUUAAUGGGAAGAAUGACACAGGGUUAUUUAAGAUUAGAUUGUUUUAUUUCAAAUUACAGUAUAAGACAUGAAGCAGAUUUUAAGAUAUUCAAAUAUACUGAAUCAAGU
This is a messenger RNA of Dreissena polymorpha, 4295 nucleotides long. RefSeq names its product sugar transporter SWEET1-like. Gene Ontology annotation, molecular function: sugar transmembrane transporter activity. The record is from RefSeq and is a predicted model, not a curated record. The coding region runs from base 2106 to 2759 and encodes 217 amino acids. The transcript has 6 exons. NCBI's taxonomy places the organism in Eukaryota, Metazoa, Mollusca, Bivalvia, Myida, Dreissenidae. Gene Ontology annotation, biological process: carbohydrate transport. Gene Ontology annotation, cellular component: membrane.